AUGCUGCACGCACUGUCCUUCACGAGUAUACUAAUUGACGAGUGUGGUCAAGCGGUCGAGCCGGAGUGUUUGGUUCCUAUCGUUCGAAAUCCUUCGCGUUUAGUUCUCGUUGGUGAUCAAUGCCAAUUGGGUCCGGUGGUUCACUGUCAAGAAGCGAUAGAUGCAGGAUAUGAUAUGAGCCUUUUCGAACGCCUUAAAAAGCUUGGCGCACCCCUGGUCCGAUUAGACGUAAGUAUCAACAACAACCGUCGAUCAGAAACACUGAAGGUUAUGGCUGUGUCGUAA
This is a messenger RNA of Echinostoma caproni, 285 nucleotides long. Lineage: Eukaryota; Metazoa; Platyhelminthes; Trematoda; Plagiorchiida; Echinostomatidae. The record is from the annotation of a GenBank genome assembly.